Condylura cristata (star-nosed mole) is the source of this 755-nucleotide messenger RNA. Its product is annotated as immunoglobulin J chain-like. Bases 1 to 492 code for a protein of 163 amino acids. Gene Ontology annotation, cellular component: pentameric IgM immunoglobulin complex. Lineage: Eukaryota; Metazoa; Chordata; Mammalia; Eulipotyphla; Talpidae. The transcript has 2 exons. Gene Ontology annotation, molecular function: immunoglobulin receptor binding. Gene Ontology annotation, biological process: humoral immune response. The record is from RefSeq and is a predicted model, not a curated record.
AUGGAGGCGGAGUUUUCCUGCGACUGCCUUCAGCAAUUCACCCCAGUGUCCCGAGUCACUGAGCCCGCUUUUCGUGCGGCCCAAGAUGACGAUGGAAGUAUUGUUCUUGCUGACAACAAAUGUCAGUGCGUCCGGGCUACUUCCAGGAUCAUCCCCUCUCCAAAAAAUUCUUCUGAAGAUAUUGUGGAGAGAAACAUCAGAAUUAUUGUUCCUCUGAACAGCAGGGAGAAUAUCUCUGAUCCUACUUCACCAGUGAGAACCCAAUUUGUGUACCAUUUGUCGGACUUCUGUAAAAAAUGUGACCCUACAGAAGUUAAGCUGGAUAAUCAGAUAUUUACUGCCUCUCAGAGCGAUAUCUGUGAAGAAGAAGCCGAGACCUGUUAUACUUACGACAGAAACAAGUGCUACACACAUAAGAUCCCAUUUUCCUAUGGUGGUAAGACCAUAAUGGUGGAUGCAGCCCUGACCCCGGAUUCCUGCUAUGCUGACUAAAUAAGUCAUUGCUAACUGCACAGCUGCUUACCUUUAGAGGCUCUCCAUUUACAUCAAAAAAGUUCAUGUUUUUUACUACCAGUCAGUUUGAAACCAUGAUAUUUUUGAUAAUGUAAAACAUUAACCCCUGCAAUAAUGGAGGUAAUUACUUCUCAACUAUGUUUACUUCAUAAAUAUUGAAAAUUGUCACUUAUUCUUGCCUGAAGAGUAUAAGUCUUUAAGAAUACAACUUCUAGCAUUUACAAGAGGAUAAGGGGAAAAAA